GGCGGAGCUUCGUCUGCGGAGAAACAAAUCCUUUCGCUCGCAGUCGGUCGCAAUCGGUGCGAGGGGAAUUCGAGCGAUUUGGCAUUAGUGGAUGGUGGGGUGGAUAGAAUGGUAGCUGAGACGGUCGUGGAUGGGGCCGUGCACCCCCCUACCCUGUUGAAAGAGUUGAAGAAAGAGUCGGUUAAUGGGGAUGGUGGGGCAGAGGGUGCCUCGUUAAUCGAAGAUGAACAAUCUGCAGAGAAGGCCGCCAAGAAGGCACGAGAUGCUGAAAGGCGAAGACGUAGACGCAAGCAGAAAAAAAAGUCAAAGGGCGGACCUAAGGCAGAUGGUGCCGACAAUGAUAGUGAUAAGGAAGAAGAGGAUAAAGAGGACGUUGAGGCUGUUGAAAUUGAAUAUGUGUCUGAGAAGCCAGACUUUGCGGACAGUAAUGGACACUUGAACCCUCUAAUUGAAGACUUUGUUCGCGUUUUUGAGAAGUUCACAAAUGCAGAAGAAUUGUUUCCGGUCGCUAGAAAGGAAGAUGGAAUCAAGGAGGAAGCUGCUCCUGUCGAGGAGGCUAAGAAAAAAGUCGACUCGGACGACUCGGAUGAGUCUGACCAGGAUAUUAACAAGAGGAUAUCGAAUAAGAAAAAGAAGCUUCAGCGUCGUAUGAAGAUUGCAGAACUCAAACAGCAGUGCUUAAAACCGGAUGUCGUCGAGGUAUGGGAUGCGACUGCAGCUGAUCCACGGCUUCUCGUCUUUCUCAAGGCUUAUCGCAACACGGUUCCUGUACCAAGGCAUUGGUGUCAAAAGCGGAAGUUUCUACAGGGUAAGCGUGGUAUUGAAAAGCAGCCAUUCCAGCUUCCUGAUUUCAUCGCAGCAACUGGAAUUGAGAAAAUCCGACAGGCGUAUAUCGAGAAGGAGGAUAGUAAGAAGCUGAAGCAGAAGCAGAGAGAGAAGGUGCAGCCGAAGAUGGGCAAAAUGGAUAUUGACUACCAGGUUCUCCAUGACGCAUUCUUUAAGUUUCAAACGAAGCCUAAGUUGACUUCUCAUGGUGAUCUUUAUCACGAAGGGAAAGAAUUCGAGGUUAAACUUAGAGAAAUGAAGCCAGGUCACCUGUCGCAAGAGCUGAAGGAGGCGUUGGGGAUGCCCGAGGGUGCUCCCCCUCCGUGGCUUAUCAACAUGCAGAGAUACGGGCCACCCCCAUCGUACCCUCACUUGAAAAUUCCUGGUCUCAAUGCUCCGAUUCCUGAAGGAGCAUCUUUUGGAUAUCACCCCGGUGGCUGGGGAAAACCUCCUGUUGAUGAAUACGGAAGGCCACUGUAUGGAGACGUCUUUGGAGUUCAACAUCAAGAGGUGGAUCUUUAUGAGGAGGAACCCAUAGACCGUUCGAAACACUGGGGUGAUCUUGAAGAGGAAGAAGAGGAGGAGGAGGAAGAAGAGGAAGAGGAGGAGGAAGAAGAGCCUAAUGAGGACGAUCUUGAAGAUGGAAUGACAUCAGUAGAUAGCUUAUCAACGACUCCUACUGGGGUGGAGACGCCCGAUGUCAUUGACCUGCGUAAAGCACAAAGGAAGGAACCUGAAAAGCAACUCUAUCAGGUCUUGGAGGAGAAAGAAGAGCGCAUACAACCAGGGAUGCUGCUGGGAACCAGUCAUACGUACGUUCUUCCAACUGGCGGAGACAAAGCUGCUGCUAAAAAGGUGGAUUUACUUAAGAGCCAGAGAACGGACAAAGUGGAUAUUACACUUCGACCAGAGGAGCUCGAAGGUCUGGACGACGUGGCGCUGGCUGCGAAGUACGAAGAGGCUAGCCAAGAGGCAGUUCUACGAACCCAAAGGGAAGACUUUAGUGAUAUGGUUGCCGAGGCUGAGAAAAAGAGAAAGCGGAAAGCGCAAGAGAAAGAAGGAAAGACAAAGAAGCAAAAGGAUUUCAAGUUUUAGGUAUUUCCUUUUGUUAUCUGGUCGAGGAGGAAUUGCUCGAGAGGAAAGAUAAGCAGUUUGGUAACGGCGCUUUUAGUUAGGGUGAUCAUCAGCAUCGACAAUUGCUCUUCCGGGUACAACCGAAAGACUGUCACCCACGCAAGUUUCGAGGAGGUGGAGGCGCAUUGAGUGAAAGAGAAAUUUUUUGAUGGAAAGUGAUGCCACCACGAGGGUCGAUUUGCACUCUAAAAGGCCACAGAUCAAUCCCGAUAAAAGCGUCUGUUUCUAGUGUAGGGGGAAGGAGGUGUUAGCCGGGAAGCUGUCUUUGGAAGAUUUUUAUAUCAAAGUACACGCUUCGACAUGGUAUAGGUCUCCUUUGUGGCAGACGGUACCUGACGCAUCUUGAGAAGCUAGGAUGGUCAUGUGAGUGUCGAUGCGCAUGUCUUUCUCUUUUCGAGAGAUUUUGAGAUCAAUUUUUCUUUUGGUGUACCAACUGAAUUUGUAUGCUAAUGCUCAAAGGCAGAUAUUGCCGGAGCAGUGCUAGUAGCACGACGCCUGAACCUUCCGGACGUUCCUUACCCCAUGAUAUUGAAGUCCUUUGUACAAUGGAUUGGACGAAUGCCCCGGGAUGAUUGUUGAGUUAGACCAGAUUAUUACCUUCACGAGGGUCCAACCUAUCUGGUUGGAUUGUACAUUUACUUUGCGGGCGGGCGCUACUAGGUUUCAUGCGAGCUCAGGUUUUUUAUAUGUUUUUGGAACUUGCAGCAUGUGAUCAUUAGGUCAUGGAGGUAAAAUCUGGGAAGCUAUUGAUUCUCUUCUUAAGAGAUCAGUCAUCUUGUACUUUAUGAACUAGGGGCACAGAAGAUUCAAAGGAGGCCACGGAAGUAGUUCUUAAUGUCAGUCGGAGUUGAAGAGAAAAGGAUCGACUAUUUGAUCUUAAGAUGACCCCUUUUUCCAUCUUCUUAAGCUAAUUGUAUGUUUUUCCAAAGAUGUGCU
Marchantia polymorpha subsp. ruderalis is the source of this 2895-nucleotide messenger RNA. Lineage: Eukaryota; Viridiplantae; Streptophyta; Marchantiopsida; Marchantiales; Marchantiaceae. The record is from the annotation of a GenBank genome assembly.